AUGGCUCCUGACUUUGAGUUGAUUCAGAAGACUUUGCUGGAAGUGUUCAAGCAUAGGGAUUUCAGAUCGACAACUCAGAGAGAUGCUGUUUUGUCUGUAAUUAAAGGUGAUGGUGAUACUUAUAUCUCCAUGCCUACGGGGGCUGGCAAGUCUUUGUGUUACCAACUUCCAGCAGUCCUGGCCAAGGGAAUAACAAUCGUUGUCUCCCCUCUGAUUGCUCUCAUGCAAGAUCAGCUCAGCCAUCUGGAAUCCCUAGGCAUCAAAGCAGACACCAUCAACUCCAGACUAUCUGCUAGCGAAAGAAAACUUGUGGUAUCAGAUCUGCUCUCCAAAAACCCUAAACUCAAACUGUUAUACAUUACUCCAGAACAGGCUGCUACAGAUAACUUCAGGGACCUCGUUAAGUCUCUUUUCUCUAGAGGCAGAUUAUCUUAUUUUGUUGUUGAUGAAGCUCACUGUGUUUCACAGUGGGGGCACGAUUUCCGACCAGACUACCUCAAAUUAGGAGAAUUUCGCCGAAGAAUUCCUGGUGUCCCAUGUGUUGCGCUGACUGCAACAGCAACAGCACAUGUGGUGACGGAUAUUUUCAAACAGCUUUGCCUAAAGGAGCCUGUAAAACAAUUUAAAACAGGUACUUUCCGCAGCAACCUCUAUUAUGAGGUGUGCCUGAAAGAUUUCCUUCCAGAUCCUUACUUGGACCUUGUCAACUUUGUGUUGAAAUGUCUGAAUGUCAGUUUAGAUGAGGAUGACGACCCAGAUUGGAAUGAAAAAGGGUGUGGCAUUGUCUACUGUCGAACAAGGGACGGAUGUGAGGAGAUUGCCAGCCAGUUGAGUAGACGGGGCAUUCCAGCGAAAGCUUAUCACGCUGGGCUAAAGGGCGAUAAAAGGGAAGAGACCCAGACUGACUGGAUGGAGGGCAGAGUUGCAGUCAUCGCAGCAACCAUUAGCUUUGGUAUGGGGGUUGAUAAAGCUAAUGUCAGAUUUGUAGCUCACUGGACGAUGCCGAAAUCUAUGGCCGGCUACUACCAGGAGUCUGGGCGGGCGGGGAGAGAUGGCUGUCCUUCCUACUGUCGUCUCUACUACUCUCAGGGAGAGAAAAACAUUGUAGCUUUCUUGAUAAACAAAGAGAACAACAGGACAAAGAAAAGUGCAGAAAUGGCAAGACUCCAGGCUAAAGCCGCUGAGGAAAGUUUUGGAGCUCUGCUAGCAUUUUGUGAAACUGCCAAGUGCCGACACUGGUCUAUAGCUUCUUUCUUUGGGGAUGAAAAGCCUCCAUGUGACCGGGCCUGUGAUGUGUGUUGUCAUCCCAAAAAAGUGCAGAUGGACCUGCUGAACAUGCAGAAGGGAUUGUUUAACACAAAGAUGAAGUCAGGACUUCGAGGGACAAUGAUGGUAGUAGAUGAUGAGGAUGAUGGCGAUAUGUAUGGAGGAGGCCGGAGGGGAGCCAAAAGGGAGACAGAUGACUAUGAUCUAGGUGGUGCUGGUGGCGGUGGUGGGGGUAGCAGCGAUGAGGGUGAAUAUCACAAAGAGAGGCAGGAGGCCACCAGAGAGAAGAAGGAAAGAUCUAGUCUCAUCAUGAAUGAAUUCAAGAAACGGAAAGGGGCUCAGAAACCUACGGCCAACAAGGAGGAAGAUGAAGUGGAGCAGCCAUCUCCUUUCUGUCCUUUAAGAGAUGCAAGCAGUCAGAGAAUACCCAAACUGGCAAUUAAAACGAGAGAGCACUGCCUUGAGAUGAUUGAAAAGUCACUUUAUGAGAACUUUGUAGCAGCCUUCGCAGAAGACAGCCGGCGAAUCGCAGGUAGAGAUUAUGAACCUCGUACAUGUGCCAUCAACAUGGAGUACCACACCUUCACAUCCAACAAAUUGGCACCCAUGUAUAAAUCCAGCAUCAUGAAAAUAGUAUCUGAAAUUCGAAAGCUCUCCCACAGCAAAUCUGCACAUUCGUGUUUCCGUAAGACUGAUGAGUCAACUGACAUUGCCAGGAGUGCUAAUCCUGAGGAUGUGACACAGCAUCAGAAAUCCAAUGCUGCGGUAACAAACUUUAGCGGUUUUCAGAGAGCCAGCCAGCUCGUCACGCCGCAGACAGGAUCUGUUGCCAGUUCUGUUGAUGAUGUCUCAGAAGCACCCUCAACUUCAUCACCUCAUCGUACAAAACCAGAUGAUGCGACCUCAUCUGCUGCAUCCUCUGGUUUCCAGACAGCUAACACGCUAUUGAAGCUUCGUCAGAAGAGUUCAAAUCAGGACAGUGUUUCAUUGAAACCUUCGAGUAUUAAAGACAGCAUGCAUAAUUCUGAACAUUCUUCAAAGUCAAAGCAUAUGAAUUCAACAGGAGGAGGCUAUGUCUCUUUAACUGUUAAGGUGGAUGGUGGCAGUAAUAAGAAGAAUUCAAGCAAAAAUUCAGCCGAGAACCUCAAUAUGAAAUGUUCUUCAAAGGAUGUAACUCUUGCUGAUAAAAAAUCGGAGAAACAGAGUUGUUCUCUGCUAAUUGACUUAACUAAUGAAGAUGAUGAGGAUUUAGUUGUGGACCUAACUGAUGACAGCUGUGAUAUUAAACCUUAUCCAAACAGGUCACCCAGAAGAAGUGGCCCUAGUGAGGCAUCAACCGGCCAGAAAGCUAAAUCAACAAUAAAAUAUUUUUUUGAGCAGCAGGAAAGUAAAUCCAGGACUGGAGAGCAGCAGACGUCCAGCAAGAUAACAGCUGCUUCAAGUGGCUCAGUAAAAGAGAAAGCAGCAAAACUGGAGGCAACGCAAGUCCUUAAGGCUUCAGCUCAGGAGCAGAGUAAAGUAAACAAUGGACUAACUGGCAUCAAGGCAAAUGUGGCUGUAGAGCAAAGUCAGAAAGUUCAGCCAGACACCAUGAAGCGGAAAAUAUCGCAAGAGAGACUGGACAUGCUGCACACGCUAGACUCCUACCUCCCCAAGAAACCCAGACAUGGCAGUGACAGUGGCAUCAGCAGUGACAACAGUUGUGUCAGUGCAUCCAGCACUGCUGCACCAAGCUUUGAUAAGGACGAUGUUAGAAUGAGAGAGAAUCAGGAGAUGAAACAUAUUGCAGGCACUGUGGUGAAAUACCUGACACCAUAUUACAAAGCUGGAUACUUCACUAGCAAGGAGUUGUUCAAGGCUAAGGCUAAGGUUAUCACACAGGAGGUUCACGCUGCCACUAAAGGACUUCCUACCUCAGGCAAGGAGGAAGCCAAACGUUUGAUCCGUGAGCACAUGGAGCAUGACAAGCAAGCCAACAGUGAGCGCAGCUGA
Messenger RNA from Candidula unifasciata, 3258 nucleotides. NCBI's taxonomy places the organism in Eukaryota, Metazoa, Mollusca, Gastropoda, Stylommatophora, Geomitridae. The record is from the annotation of a GenBank genome assembly.